AAAGAUAAUUACAUUGUUUUUUCAAAAACCCCUCUUUCCUCAACUGAACCCCGCGUUUUCUUCUCCCUCCUCCCAUCAAUCAUCUCUCACCGGAACCGCCACUUACCGUCGUCAAACACAAAUUCCGGAGAAAACCCAGUUCCAUUUCCACCAUUCUGAACAAACACUUUUAUUUUCGUAACGUUUAACCCGAAAAACACUAUAUAUGGGUAACUGCAACACAUGUGUAAGACCGGACACAAGUCCAGACACAAAAACUCACCGUACAAACCAGAGACGCAAAAAGAAGUCAAAAGAUGGAAAACCCAACCCAUAUUCAGACAAUACAAUCCCUUCACCAGCUCCGAUCCGGGUCUUGAAAGACGUGAUUCCACUUAGCCACAGGACUCGGAUCGGCGAUAAGUAUAUAUUAGGCAGAGAACUUGGUCGUGGAGAAUUUGGUAUAACAUAUUUAUGUACUGAUAGAGAAACUAAAGAUGGAUUAGCAUGUAAGUCGAUUUCAAAGAGAAAACUAAGGACAGCUGUUGAUAUAGAAGAUGUGAGAAGAGAAGUUGCUAUUAUGUCAAAUUUACCUGACCAUCCUAAUAUAGUGAAGUUGAAAGCUACUUAUGAGGAUAAUGAAAAUGUCCAUCUGGUUAUGGAGUUAUGUGAAGGAGGUGAAUUGUUUGAUAGGAUUGUUGCUAGAGGUCAUUAUAGUGAAAGAGCUGCUGCUAAUGUUGCUAGAACUAUUGCUGAAGUUGUCAGGAUGUGUCAUGAGAAUGGCGUUAUGCAUAGAGACUUGAAGCCUGAGAAUUUCCUUUUUGCUAAUAAAAAGGAGAACUCUGUUCUUAAAGCUAUUGAUUUCGGUCUCUCCGUGUUUUUCAAGCCAGGGGAGAGAUUUUCAGAGAUUGUUGGGAGUCCAUAUUACAUGGCGCCGGAAGUGUUGAAGCGGAAUUAUGGACCGGAGGUUGAUGUGUGGAGUGCUGGAGUAAUACUUUAUAUUUUAUUAUGUGGUGUUCCUCCAUUUUGGGCAGAGACUGAGCAGGGUGUUGCUCUGGCAAUUUUGAGGGGACAGAUUGAUUUUAAGAGGGAACCAUGGCCUCAGAUUUCAGAUAGUGCUAAGAGUCUUGUACGGCAGAUGUUGGAGGCAGAUCCCAAAAAGCGCUUGACGGCUCAGCAGGUGCUUGAUCAUUCCUGGUUACAAAAUGCUAAGAAGGCUCCAAAUGUCCCAUUGGGAGACAUUGUGAGGACAAGGUUAAAGCAGUUUUCAUUGAUGAAUAGGUUUAAGAAGAAAGCAUUGCGGGUAAUUGCGGAACAUUUAUUGGUUGAAGAGGUUGAAGUAAUCAAAGACAUGUUUGCAUUGAUGGAUACUGAUAAUGAUGGUAAAGUGACAUAUAAUGAGCUAAGGGCUGGUCUUCGCAAGGUUGGUUCCCAACUGGCUGAACCAGAGAUAAAGAUGCUGAUGGAAGCGGCUGAUGUUGAUGGGAAUGGAGUACUGGACUAUGGAGAAUUUGUGGCUGUAACAAUUCACUUACAGAAGAUGGAGAAUGAUGAGCAUAUCCGCCGGGCGUUUAUGUUUUUUGAUAAAGAUGGUAGUGGGUAUAUAGAAUUGGAGGAGCUACGAGAGGCUUUAGCAGAUGAAUAUGGUGAAACUGACAACGAUGUGCUGCAUGACAUCUUGCGUGAAGUUGACACUGACAAGGAUGGAUGCAUCAGUUAUGAAGAAUUUGUUGUUAUGAUGAAAGCUGGAACUGAUUGGAGAAAGGCAUCUCGGCAGUAUUCCAGAGAGAGAUUCAAGAGUUUGAGCCUUAACCUCAUGAAAGAUGGUUCAUUACAGCUCCAUGAUGGGCUCACCGGUCAAUGUUAUGCAGUCUAAUUUAUUCAUGAUCUCAUUUUGCUUGUGCUCGCUGAAUGUUUGUCUCCUCCUAGCAACUAUAUUCCAUUCAUGCGUCUGGUUUAUGGGUUCCACAAAUUUCAUUAAAGAAGGCACACUGAAUAUUUUUGGGUUGCAGUUGGACAGAUUCGGUUUGGUUUUAGACAGCAUUGGGCAAACAUCAGAGGACUGGCUUAUAGUGGUUAGGUGCAACUCGGCAUUCUGAAGGCAUAAAUUGCAGAUUUAAACUAGUGUCUGGUGGCUUUGUAUAUUUAUCAUUUCAUGGGCAUUAAAUGGUUUUCUUUCAUGUGAUUUUCUGACUUCAUGCAGAAUCCCAUUUGAAUUUGUUUGUUUGUAAUGAAAACUUAGAGACAGUGCUAAAAAGUUUUAGCCACGCACCUAUCCAGAUCCUGGAAUUACUGGUAUUGUAUCCAUUCCAAUUUUUACAUUCUGCAGUGGGAAUUGAUUACAGAAAGUUCUACUCCA
Molecule: messenger RNA, 2338 nt
Organism: Ricinus communis (castor bean)
Lineage: Eukaryota; Viridiplantae; Streptophyta; Magnoliopsida; Malpighiales; Euphorbiaceae
Product: calcium-dependent protein kinase 10
Exons: 7
Coding region: 206-1855 (549 amino acids)
Biological process (GO): intracellular signal transduction; protein autophosphorylation; peptidyl-serine phosphorylation
Cellular component (GO): nucleus; cytoplasm
Molecular function (GO): calcium ion binding; calmodulin binding; calcium/calmodulin-dependent protein kinase activity
Source: RefSeq, a predicted model, not a curated record